CGCCGGCGUGUCGGGCUGUGUGUAUUGUCUUAAAAUGUCGUCGGCGGAUAGCGCGCGCUCACGUUCAUUGUUUAUUAUUAAAAAGUGAUAAAUCAAAUGACUUUGCAAUAACAUUGUAUAGCCUGUUUGUAAUUGAAACUUUGUGACAGUGUUUAGUGGAUUAGUGCUUGUGCUGGUGGUAAUCAUAACAUAAGAGAUACAGUGAGAUUGGCAAGAGGUUCGUUUGAAAGUUAAUAUCUGGGAUAUUGUGAUUAUUGAAACAGAUUCGUUUAAGACUUAUGUUACUGUUGGUUAUAUUUCAAUUAGUAAUAGAGAUUAAUAUUACAAACUCUAUUUAAUGGAUCUGUGUCUGUAUAAACUAAAGGGUAGAUUACAAUAGUUAUUUUGUUAAAGUAUACAAAUAUAUAUCUACUUUUCAGAAUAGAAUUGUGACCCUAAUAAACUAUGGAAUAACUGCUGUUUUAAGUUACUUUUAAAUCUCAUAUAAUUUCUAUUUUGCUAGUAUCCUGCACUCUAUGUUAUGAUUAUCAUUAAAGACAAAAGCUAAAAUAUAAAUUGAGCAUAUGUUAAAUGGCGGCCAUAUUAGGCGUGUUGAGAGCUAGGUGAUGCGAGCCGACCACGCCCACGAUGAGUUCGUUCCUCAUGAACGGCGGCUACCAACCGCAGCCGGACCCCAAGUUCCCGCCCUCCGAAGAGUACAGCCAGGCCGACUACAUACCGCCCGGGGAAUACUACCAACACCAACACCUGCAAUACGGUUACCAACAUCAGUAUGCUCCUGUCCAAAUCGGUACCGGAUAUGGCUACGGCGGGUACUACCACCCGUUGCCCCAACAUCCUCCGGUCGCGCCGCCCCCGCGCCCCCCGGAGCCCUCGCAUCCAUCUGAUGCCGACCAUGGUUACGUCCCUCCCCAUAACUCUGAGGGGGCUCCUGGAUUAGCAGAGCUUGGACUGAGACUAGAGAGGCAUAUAGAAGAAGCGGCUCCUGCUGGAAGAAAACUCCAUGCGCUGGGCUGAGAAGGUUCUCCGGCUUCGGAGAUGGAUGACGAGCGACUUCUGCUGGACAGUCCACCAGUGGAGGACGACGACUCCUCAAUAUGUUCGGAUAAUACAGACAGGGUGAUAUAUCCGUGGAUGAAGAAAAUACAUGUGGCUGGAGCGUCCAAUGGAUCAUUCCAACCCGGGAUGGAGCCGAAGCGACAACGCACGGCGUACACCAGACACCAAAUAUUAGAACUGGAAAAAGAAUUCCACUAUAACAGAUAUUUAACGAGAAGAAGAAGAAUAGAAAUAGCGCACACUCUAGUCCUGUCCGAGCGGCAAAUCAAAAUCUGGUUCCAGAACAGACGAAUGAAGUGGAAGAAGGACAACAAGCUACCUAAUACCAAAAACGUUAGGAGAAAAACGAAUCCGGCGGGAGUGACAACGACCACGACUAAGGGAGCCACACCAAAGAGUAGAUCGAAUAAGAACACAAACAACAACGACAAGAAGAAAUCGAACAACAACGGGCGGCCGGACAGCAUAGAGAAUGUCACUGAUAAUAUCAUGAACGACCUCCACUGCGUAGGCUCGCAGCAGCUGUCGCACGACCCCGCCAUCAGCCCCAUGUCGCAUCCCGGGAACAUGAACCCGGGGCACAUGACGCCUCAUCACCUGCAUAUGAUGAGCAUGCACGGUAUGGACCCGGGCAUGGUCGCGAACCUCUCUGCCCACGGGUCGCCGGUCGCCGCCGGGUGCGGCACAGGCAUCAACCCCAACCAACCAGUCAUCAAAUCAGACUACGGUCUAACCGCCUUAUAAUCUUUAGAUGUGUAAAGAAGAUACUAUAUUUUUCAUUAUUAAACUGUAAUUCUCACCAUUCCUUUUGUGUCGAUAAGGUGUAAUAAAGUGAUUAUUAAUUUAAGCAUUAUUUUUAAGUUAUGUAUGUAUUCUUAGAUUAAUCAGUCAUAAUCGGAUGUUCGGCUAGAUAAGACAACUGAACAAUGUCAAAGUGUGAUUACUAUUAUUUUAGUGUAGUUAUAAACAUGUUCUGAGUGUUGGAUUUGUAUAUUUUAUUUGUAAGUCAUUGUCAUGAGUGGUGGAUGGCUCCGCGACUCAACGUCUGCCUUGCGCUCUAUAUUUUUGUAUGACUGUAAUAUUGUGUAAUAUUGUUUGGCGAGCUUUCAACAAAUACAAUGAAGUUACCAGUUUAUUUUUUACUUUCCUUUCUAUUUUAAAUGUUGUUAAGACAUCUACUUAUCUGUCGAGGUUUUAAAGCUGUUGGGCUAUUGAAGAGAGUUAAUACUAGUCAAAAUUUUCUUAAUCUAAUAAAAAAUAAAUUAUCAAAUGACAUAUUACAUUUACAAUAUAAAAAUUACUCUUGAUCAUAACAAGCAUGGCCUUGUAUACGAUUAUUUUCCUAUUAACAUGCUUGUUAUGACGUUUUCUAGAUACCCACUUAAAUAAUACUUAUCAAAGGAAACAGGAAAACAUGUAAAGAUGUAUUAUAAUUAUAAGGUAUACUAUAUAUACAUACUUAAUAUACCAUAUAACAAUAUUACUUUACGUGCGUAAUACAAAGUGUGUACAUUAUUUCCAACAUUAAGAACAUUUUGAAAUAUAAAUUACAGGUAAGUAGAUGUUUCCUAUAUGUAUAUAAAUAAUCUAUAAUACAAGUUUGUAAGCAAGACUCAUGUGAUGUAGACAAUGACUUAGGUUUAGGUACAAAAUGUGGAUUUUAAUUUUAAACGAGAAAAAUUGUUUUGUAACUAAAAUAGGAGAAAUGUGAAUACGAAACCAAUAAAUAUAGUAACAAUAUGAA
Molecule: messenger RNA, 2803 nt
Organism: Manduca sexta (tobacco hornworm)
Lineage: Eukaryota; Metazoa; Arthropoda; Insecta; Lepidoptera; Sphingidae
Gene: Dfd
Product: homeobox protein Hox-C4
Exons: 2
Biological process (GO): anterior/posterior pattern specification; regulation of transcription by RNA polymerase II
Cellular component (GO): nucleus
Molecular function (GO): RNA polymerase II cis-regulatory region sequence-specific DNA binding; DNA-binding transcription factor activity, RNA polymerase II-specific
Source: RefSeq, a predicted model, not a curated record